AUAAUUCAGAUGACUAAAUAAGGAGGCUUUCAUAUAUAUACAACAAUUACUUUUAAUCUGAAAUUUCACAAAAAAUAUGCAUGUAACACAAAAUAGACCUCAAAGAAAACGCAAAGAAAGAAAGAUACACCUUUAGAAAUUGAUCAGACAGAAAGAAAUUAACAAUAAUACAUCUCAAGAAUAACUUCAUUAAAAAAACAAAAUCCAUUCAUAAGUUUAGAGCUAUCUUUAGAAAGACUACAGGAUUACACAUAUACAUAACAUUUUUAGUGCCUUGGAAUCCACAUAAAUACUAAAUAUGGCAUUAAAUACACUUGAAGGGUUCAUUUGCAAAAACAAAUAUCUCAGAUUUUAAUUAUUUUCCUAAAUCAUGUGUUUUUGUACACUCAAACUGGUACUUAUCUUCACCUACUGUAAGUUUGGUCUUUGGUUUGAAAAUCCAUCUCUAUUUCCUUCCUUUUUCCUAGUGUCUUUUUUGAUGCCGUGCAGUGGGCGGGGCCAAGGGAGUGACGGCGCCUGCAUUGUGCCUCUGCUCUGAUCCGUCUGGGACUCAGCCUUCUCACUUGUAACUGCCUCAUCUGCCACUGCAGAGCUCUCUCUCCCUCUUCCCUCUUCCCCCUCCCACUCUCAUUAUCUUUAUCUGUACACACACCUCCACUCCUUUUCCCUUUUUUUCUAGUUUUCUGCAUGCAUUCUGCAUCUUUACUCACUCCCCUCCCUGCUAACGGAGGUGGGCAAGCUUCCCAGAGCUGGUGCAUCUAGCAGGUGCAGCCUCUUUCUCUCCUCCCUCCCUCCCUGCCUCUCUGUCUCUCUGUUCCCUUGCUCUACCAGUGUGCACACACGCUCCGUCUGUGCCUGCGUUUUUUCCCCCCUUCUCAUUCGCUCUCUGUCUCUCAGCAGCGGCAGCUCAGGGAGGCAGCUGUAUGUUCGUCUGCAUCACAAUUGCCACAGGUAAAGACAGCUGCAUCGUCGGAUGUUGCAAACCCCACAAGGGGUAAGGGAGCCUUUGCUGCUGCGGUUGCAAGUCUUAAUCCCAGCGUGGGGUGCACAUUUCUAAUCAUCUCCAAGAAAGCAUCCUGGAGGGAAGGACGAGCAGAGGAUCCCAGCAACCCGACCAACAAAUCACAGGCUGACUCGAAAGAGCACAGGCUUUCAGGGACUGAGGAAAAAAACACCACUCAGAAAGAGAGAAGAGAGAAUCAGUGGGAUAAUUUUAAACAUUGUGGUCUCUUGUUUGUGUUUUUUCCUUUUAUCUCUUGCUUUCUGCUCUUUGUUUCAAUCAUUUUCAUCCACUCCCUGCUUCUCAUCCUAUUCCUCUCAUUUUAUCCCUCUGUGGCGGAAUGUUCCCUGCAAAUAGAUGAGAAGAGGUUUUCUGAGUGCUUGCUGCAGUAUUAACGGACAGUAUACUGAGACGGCGCUGAGCGGACAGCUUGGGGAAAUCUGAUCCACAGCCGGCUGGAGAAGGAACGGGAUCACGCGUCGCAGUUGCAGAUUUAUCCGCCCUGUGAUACCACUGCGUGACAACACCCCUCAUUCUUUUUUUCCCCCCUCUCCCUCUCUCUGUCCUCAUCUGAGGUGUUGCUUUUUGACUGGAUCUGGAAUAUUAAUUGGAUUCUACUGCUUUAUUUUUAGCCUCACUGGGAUUUAGAGCACACAUAAAGGAAACAAAGUAGGUUUGGAUCCAAAGAGUGAUAAAUAAAAAAUUCUCAAAAAAGGAGAGGCUGAUUGAAAAGCAACGGGCAACAAAGAUAGUGGAUAAUCCAAGGAGCACUCCUUCAAUUAGGAAAGAGACAGAUUUUGGGAGCUGAGGGACGCUGACUCGGCUAAAGCUGUUGGAACAGGCUGCAUUGGGAAACAUCUUUCAUUUUUUUGGUCCUGCACAGGGUGGGGAAGCAACCAAGACCCACCCUGCAAGUUUCACUCCCCUGAUUAGACAAUACUGUCCCAUCGUGGAUUGUACAUGGAGGGGACUUACAUGCAUGUCAAGUAGAAAUAGCUGUGGAUUUUUGCUGCAGUGGCAUCAGAACACAGAUACCACACAUGCACAGAUGUAAAGCUGUUCCUUCCACCCAUCUCUCUCCUGUCUCUCUCUUUGUCCCUCUUUCUCCUUGCUAGAAGCAUCACUUCUUCUUCUUCCUCUGGCUCACCCUGCUGUAAACGUUCUUGAAGUUUACUUUUACUUCAGUUGGACAUUGGGAGUUGGGCAGGACUAAACGUGGACAAAUCAGGCGAUUAUCUGUCAACGCCAGCUCUCCCAUUUCUUACUAGGUGUUUCUGAGUGUGAGGGUGUGUGCUUGUGUGAUUGUGAUUGUGUGUCUGCAUGUAUCUCCUGCACCCCUCCCCUUCUCUCUAUUCUCGGACAUAUUUGUGUAUGUGUUAUUGAGCAUCUGAUUCCUGUGGGGUCCUUUUGUAGCCAUUUCUUCACCUUUCCCUUUGUCCCUUCUCAAUGUCCGACAUUGUUGGAAACCUUUCUGCCAUUUGCUAUCGAUGCCUAUCACAGGGUUAACCCUCAAUGAGCCAUAAAGGACGGCAGGGAAGGAUGAGUGAGUGUUCUGGGGCAGCUGUUUCCGGGGCGGUGAUCCUGGAGGAACCUGAGGCUUCAGGGGCUUCAGGGGGCCGUGGUGAGGGUCAGGCCCAGGAUCAGGGUCCCCUUCGCUGUGCGGUUUGGCCUCGCCAGCAGACAUGGCUGUGUGUGGUCCCCUUACUUAUCGGUUUCAUUGGCCUUGGAUUGAGCCUGAUGCUGCUGAAAUGGAUUGUUGUUGGUACAGUACGGGAUUACGUGCCAACAGACCUGGUGGACGCUAAUCGAAUUGGUCAGGAUCCUAUCUUCCUCUCCAAGCCAAGCGGGAUUCCCAAAAGUCCCGAUACUACCACCACCACAACUACUCCUACAAUUGAUGGCGGGAACCCCACGCCUAGAACUGUAACUGUUGCGAAAGGUAGAACUCGUUCCACUGCUACAACCACUACUAUAAACCCUAGAGGGGGUGGAGCCUCGGGUAGCCAAGUAACCCCUCGGAAUCCUUUGAAUCGUAACGGACGUGGCCCUUCGGGUUUUACUACAACCACUACAGUGCCACGGACAACCUUCAUAAUUGGAGGGGCAACAUCUAGCCCCUCACCGUCCAAUCCAACUGUACUCCAUGACUCUACGCAGAUGUGGACACCGGAGCAAACUACUACUGAGACGGUCUCCACCACGCUCCCCACACGUACGCACAGCCACCGCAAAACACCAGCAUCUCCAACUGUCCCUCCGCUGCACUCGGAGCAUUUCAAACCCUGUCAUGAGAAGGAUCUGGCCUACUGCCUAAACGGUGGCGAAUGCUUUGUCAUCGAGACGCUUAGUGGGCCGCACAAGCACUGCAAGUGUCGAGAAGGCUACCAAGGAAUCCGCUGUGACCAGUUUCUGCCCAAGACAGACUCCAUCCUGUCUGACCCAAUUGAUCACUUGGGCAUCGAGUUUAUGGAGAGCAAAGAGGUGUACAAGAGACAGGUGCUGUCAAUCACAUCCAUCGCCAUGGCGAUCAGCCUCCUGGGAACCCUGUGUAUGGCCCUCUACUGCCGCAACAAGAGGCGCAGAGAGAAGCUCCAGGCCCACCUGAAGGAGAAUCGCAGUUUGAAAAACUACACUGCUAAUUCCCAUAAUGCCCUGGAUGCCAAGAUGAGGGCCCCUAACACCAACCUGCAAAUGCAUGAGUACUGCAAACGGUCCUCCCAGUCCACUACGCCAUCCACCAGCUCCAGAGGCACAGCAAAACAUCACAGAAGUGGUUCCUUGUCUCACAGUCCAGAUCAGAGAACCCGGGAAGCCCAUUGGUCAGCUCCACGCAGGACCCCGCCCAUAACCAGGGGAAGGCUAAAUCCGAUUGGAGGAUCCAAGUAUUCAGGCCCUGCCUACCAACACCUUCAAGAAGUAGACUCAUCUGAAAAGGAGGCUGAAGCACAAAGAGGUUGCCAAAUGCAGGGAGCGAACCAAUGUGACGACCCCAGACGAGAUGCCUUCCUACAUAUGCGAACUCCUGUUUCCAAGGAGACAACGUCGCUGUCGCCUUGGAGCGGCCGCAUGGAGGAGCAUUCGGGGCUGUGCGCUCCAUCCGAGCACAACGAUCUGAAUCCCACCUCCCGCAGCCUGCGCAGGCCUGGACGCCGGCCCAGCCACUCCCCGCCUCCUCCGUUUCGCUCCUGCUCUAUCCCCAUCAUCCCCUCCGUCCAGUGUCACCAUGACAACGAGGUGUCAUGUAUGCAAACCAGUGUCACCUCGGCAACCACAGCGAUGUCAAUCACCUGCGGACCCAUGCCCUGCAAGGAAGGGAGGAGAGAGAAGGUAGCACAUGCCACAUUGUCUUCUUCUUCCUGCUCGUCCGCCAUUGGCCAGCAGCAGAAUGAGGUGGCGCUGCUGCUGGAGGAGGCGCAGGAGCAGCUCAGGGCGUUGGCUCACAGGAAGCAGGAAGAGGGCGCGAUCAGCAGCGGCUCGAUGGCUGCGCUGAUGGAGGCCAGAGAAACGGUUUGCUUCCUGAACCUUAACGGAGGAAUUGCUGGGGCGCUGAGCUGCAACGGACCCACGCAGACCCAGUUACUUAGCCCCAGCCUAUCACACAGAGACCUGGGCCAAACCAGCCAAUGAAAGGACACGAUUUAGGACAUGCACUUUCGGUUUGACAGUGUUUGACAGACUCUGGUGUUCUGCAUCUGUGGGACGCAAAUGGAAAUGCUGAAUUUAAAAAAAAUGUAAUAUCAUGGAAAUUCUGAAAAUAUGCUGAUGAUAUGCAUACUGUGUGGAUACAAACAUAUAAACACUUCUUGAGUGGCCGCCUUUACACCGACUGACAGUACGGAAAAAGAAAAAAAAUAUUUACAUGCAUUUAUUUACAAAACAAGAGAAACACUUCUACUUAGGCAAAAAGAAACCAAAUAGUCUGUCAAAUCCAUGGUGUUUUUAAUUGUAAAAAGAAUAUAUAAAUAUAUAUAUAAAUAUAUAUGGAUAUAAAUAUAUGGAAUUCAAAAUGUGACAAGUACAGAGUUGAAGAACACAGGAAUGAUGUAACUAUUUUUCUUUUUUGUUUUCCUCUCCCUGUUUUGUAUUAACUCUGUCACAUUUUGGUUCUUGCUCAAUUCUAUCAAAAGAACUUCAUUAAUGUCCCGACGCACGUCCACGAGCCAUGAGUCUGAUUCUGUGAGCCUGCACAGAAUCCAAAAUGGCUAACGAGGAGGGAGCCUCCACACCAAUCCCCCCCUCUUUCCUUUUGAAAACCUGUCUACCCAGCCAAGAAUUACAGUACAGCCCUCUGUGGUAACCAACAACACUUGGAGGAUUUACGACACAAAACAAAAACUCCCCAGCUGUGUGUUUGCGUGCGUGCUCAAGUGCAGCGAGGGAGAGAGGGAGAAGAAGAAAAAACUGGAAAGACUUCUUCUACACUUGGUCAGAUUUGGGAGGUCAGAUUGUUAAAGACAGCCCAGAUGCUGACUCCCCUUUGGCCAGUGUUUCAAACCAAUUCUAGAUUAUUUUUGUUUUUGUUACAAAUUAUAUUUUCACACACAUAUGCACACACACACUCACCUGUGCAUUAUUUUUCCGUUUGUUGGCUGGUCGAAUGAAUGGACAGAAGGACGGAGGGCUAAGGGGCACCACAGAAGCUAAUCUGACAUUUUUUAGUUUAUUUUAGUUUUUCAUUUUUGGUUAUUAAUGAACAAUGCUGCUUUCUGAGGCUGAUGGGAGGGAGAACCGUAGGGUUUGGGUACUGAAACAAGAAAUAAAUGUCUCUAUGUUGUAUCCUAUGAAUUGGAAGCUUUUGAAUCUCUGUAUGAAGUUACACCCAAAUGUUUCUGGUGACAAACAGUAAAAAAAAUGGUUGCAAUUCUGGUAAAGAUUUUUCAAAAUAACAGUUGUUUUGGUUGAUUGCUUGGAAGACAUUUUGACUCCUUAAAAGCACCCUGUCCAAACAUGCAUGCUGGAUAGCAUCAGUCUGGUUUACACCGAUAUACUAUACUUAUCCUUUGGCCUUUUCACACACAACCUGGUCUAAACUGGCUUGAGACCAGUGUUCACAAAGUUCUUUAUCUUACCGGUAAAAGUAGCUGGUAGUUACCUCUUUUCACCAUGCUGCUAGAAAUACAGAAAUCAAUGAUAAAUGAUGUUUUAAAAUAUGGUUACAUUUCAGAAAUGCCAUACUAUACAUCCAUUUAUGAAAAAACCUUGAUACUUACAUGUCAAAACACAAAUGUUUCCAUCCACAUAACUUUGUGUCCAUUGACGUCGUGGAGCUUAAAACUGGUUUUAAUUUCAGAGAUAAACAGCAUCUAUUACUUUUAUUCCAGCAUAGUUUUUGCAAGAGCAGCUGUCUCUUUACAGAUGUUUGAUGAAAUGAAGAUGACAUGAAUGAGGAGGAAAGCUGGCCUUGCUACUGAGGAAUUCAACCAAUGUGAUUGUGGUGGUUCUAUUAAAAAUGGGCACCAAUAGGAGGAAAAAAUGGACAAGGAAAUUGUUGUGGAUGUUUUGGUCUCCAAGACCUUGCAAAUAAAUUGGAACUUUUCAAAUUUAUUUGAUCAAAAAAUGUUUGAUUUGGAAAAACAAGCCAACUUAUUUGUAAUCGCAAAGUAAAAGCUCCAACUUUCUACAAUAAGCAGAAGUAGCAACAAUAUUCUGUUUUUAGCUCCAUCAAAGUCACCGAAAAGGGGUUAGGUGCUUGCUUUCAAAGGUUUACUCUUGAACACUUUAAAACAUGUGUGACUUCUGGAUAUUGUUUUUGAUAUGAAAUAAGUCUUACAUUGAACACUCAAAGCAGCCCUCCUUCAAGCUUUGUGAAUGUGGCUUCCUGCUUUCAGCCAACAUGUUACCAUCUUCUGUACUCAACAUGGUCCUUUCUAUGGCACUUUGCCACGUGUGUGACCGACACUCUUCAGUUCAGAAAGGUCUGAUUCAAUAAUGCGACACUCUGGAUAAGUUCACAGUACCUGGAAAUUCACACUCUCUUAUCGAAUCUCUCACAAUGGCUGAUCUUCGGGAACAUUCACCACUCAGCUCUGCUAUCUUUUUUUUUUUUUUUUUUAAUACACGCCUGAAAGGCAAGGCUAAAUCUUAUUCAACACACACUAGCACACAUAAAUCAGCCCAGAGCUUUCUUUCUUUCUUUUUAUUUGAAGACUGAGUUUGCCAUACUGCCAUUAAACCCUCAAAAGGCGCUUUUCUAUAUCACUUGCUGAACCUCAACAGUUUUGGUUAUUUGAUACUGAUGACCAUGAAAUCCAUAAUGUCCUCACCAGAACCAACACUGGUGAUUCAUGGAGGUUGAUGUGCACAGACACAGUGCAAAAAAAUGUGAAUUUGUUUGUUUGACCAACUGUAAUCAGUGUAUGAGCUUUUAACAGAUAAAAGUCUGCAAGAAU
Molecule: messenger RNA, 7389 nt
Organism: Siniperca chuatsi (mandarin fish)
Lineage: Eukaryota; Metazoa; Chordata; Actinopteri; Centrarchiformes; Sinipercidae
Product: pro-neuregulin-3, membrane-bound isoform
Exons: 10
Coding region: 2513-4627 (704 amino acids)
Biological process (GO): nervous system development; intracellular signal transduction; animal organ development
Molecular function (GO): chemorepellent activity
Source: RefSeq, a predicted model, not a curated record